AUGGGUUUAUCUCAUCUUGCAAUAUUCUACAAGAUUCAUGGGCACCAUGUCAUUGAUGGUGGUAGCCAUGCCGCUAUAGUUAUUGUUAUUGGGUGGAAUAGUGUCCACCUCAUUGGGUCGAUUGCAUCGAGGGGUGCCUUCUCCGUUUCUGUCGACUUCUUUUCCAAAAAGGAAAACUUCCAUUGGAGAUGUACCUCGGUAUACGGACCUAAUGUUCGUCAGUUAAAGGCUGAAUUUUGGGAGGAGAUUCGGGGUCGUUGCCCUGCCCAGGGUGUUCCUUGGGUGGUUGGUGGUGACUUCAACGCAAUUUUCGCUUUGGAGGAUAAAAGUGAUGGGCCUCCAAACCUUAGGGAUAUCCGGGAUGCGUCUUCUUUCCUUAAUGAUUUGAGUCUUUUCGAACCCCCAACUGUGGGUAGAAGGUUUACGUGGUCGAAUGGGCAAGUCAAUCCUACUUGGGUGAAGCUUGACAGGUUUAUUGUCAAUAGGACUUGGGCCGAGAUGUUUCCUAGAUUGAUCCAAAAUUGCCUCCCUCGUCUAGGUUCUGAUCAUGUUCCGAUUAGGCUUGAGGUGGGUAUGCACUGCUCUAACCCAAGGCCGUUCCGUUUCGAGCUUGCUUGGAAUACCGUGGACGGUUUCGCCGGUUUGAUCUCCCAGUGGUGGAAUAGUUUCAACCCGCAGGGGUGCGAGGCUUUUGUGCUAUCCAAAAAGUUGCAAUGGCUAAGGGAUAAACUGCGUGUUUGGUCCAAGGAGAGUUUUGGUUCCAUAAAACUGCGAAAGUUGGCCCUUCUUCAUGAGUUAGAGUUUUUGGAUAUCACCAAAGAAUCCAGUUUGGGUGAGAUUCGUAAACAGGAGGAGCUGUACUGGAAACAGAGAUCUAGAUUGCGUUGGCUCCAGGAAGGGGAUGAAAAUACAAAGUAUUUUCAUUCAGUCGCAAAUGGCAGAAAAAACACCAACUUUAUACCCUCUGUCAAGGUUGGUGAGGUUUCGGUCUCGGAGGUCAGGGAGAUCGGGAAAGUGUUUGAAAAUCAAUUUCGAGCGUUAUUUGGUCAACAACGCCCGUUCCGCUUUAAGGCUGACCUGAAUAGGCUCUUGAGGAAUAAAGCUAGGGUUGAUUUAUCUCACUUGGAGCGUCCUUUCUCUAUGGAGGAGGUUAAAAAGGCGGUCUUUGACUUAGGUAGUGACAAGGCUCCGGGUCCUGAUGGUUUUCCAAUGAUGUUCUUUAAAAUUUUUUGGGAGAUUGUCAAAGUUGAGGUUUUGAAGUUGUGUGAAGACUUUUACUCUGGGGAGGCGAACUUGGAACGAUAUGUUAGAUAUCAACGUGGACUGCGGCAAGGUGAUCCGUUGUCGCCUUUAUUGUUUGUUUUGAUUACGGAUGUGCUGAGUACUUUGUUUGAGAACGCGCUGAGUUCCCAUAUUUUGGUUGGAAUACCGGUUGGGGAUUUUGGUAGCAUUUGUAAUUUGCACUAUGCGGACGAUCUCCUAAUUUUGACCACUGGUGGGCCGGAAGACUUGAGAAUUAUUAAGUUGAUCUUACUGAUGUUUGAAGGACUGUCGGGGCUGGAAACCAAUUUUGCCAAGACUUGUCUUUUUUCUACCAACAUGAACCAGCUUCCUGAUAGGUGGGCUGCGAGCACCUUCAGUUGUGCCGUGGGUCGUCUGCCGGUUCAUUAUCUUGGCAUUCCGAUUUCUGGAAGACGGCCUCGUAAACAAGACUGGAGGAACUUGAUCGAUAAAAUCAAAGGACGGCUGUCUUCUUGGAAAUCAAAUUAUCUCUCAAUUAGUGGAAGGCUUACUUUAUUAAACUCGGUCCUUUCCUCCUUGCCGACGUAUUGGAUGUCCAUUUUUAGAUUACCCAGAUGGGUAAUUAAGGACAUUGACCGGGCGCGCCGAGAUUUCUUAUGGUCGGGCCAUGACAUUGAUAUUCCUAAGUGCCGCCUUGUAGCUUGGCAGAAUAUUUGUCGUUCGAAGGAGCAAGGGGGUUGGGGCAUCUUGGAUUUAUACGCUUUCAACAGGGCCCUGCUGGGGAAAUGGAGAUGGAAAUUUUUGACUGACUCAAAUUGGUGUUGUGCGAAGGUGAUUAAAUUCAAUUAUAACUUGUCGUCUUGGAAUUUGUUUUGUCUACCUCGGGGCAGGGUUUCUUUCUUUUGGUCGGGGGUCCUGAAAGGCUUUUCGGCUUUUAAUGGGUGCGUCACGGUUAAAGUGUGUUCCGGAAUGGAAUCACUGUUUUGGAAGGAUAGAUGGCUCAAUGGCCGGGCACCAAUGCAUCUUUGGCCGAACGAAUUUUCGGCAUGUUCGAUGCAAAAUGCGACGAUGUUUGAUUUAAGGCAUCUUCUUAAUCGGCAACCUUUUUCGAGUGACCAUGAGUUUGUGUUGUUUCUUGCCAAUCGGAACUUUCCUUUUGGACCUAGAAAAGACUUGAAGCUUUGGAGUUUGACGGUCAAUAGAUCCUUCUCGGUUAAAUCCUUCUACGAUCGACUGAAUGACGGGGGGCUUCGGUGCCCUAUUGCUAAGUUUUUUUGGAAGGGCCCUUGCCCGAGGAAGGUCAAUAUUUUCAAUUGGUUGGUUUGGAAGGAUAAAAUUCUUACCCUUGAAAAUUUAGCUAAGCGCAGGUGCAACAAACUUCCGACUGCCACAUGUGUGCUGUGUCACGAAGCGGUGGAAUCGGUGGAUCAUCUCUUUCUGCAGUGUCGUUUCUUCCUUGAGGUGUGGGCGCAGAUUAGUAGGGUUUUACAGUUGCCGUCGCUUCCAAGUUCGAUGUCGUUUAUGUGGGGGGCCUGGAGGAAUGCCUUGCGGGCUGGUUCCUGCGUGGUUGGGGACGGGGCGAUUAAAGCUUUCGUGUGGGCGAUUUGGCUUACAAGAAAUGAUGUUAUCUUUUCUGAUAAAUGUGUGUGUCCGCAUGCUGUUGUAGUUAAAACUGAUCAUUUCAUUUUAUCAUGGUUCUCUGCAGCUUCUGAGGGAUUGAGAUCGACGCUUGAGGAUUCCAUUUCCUCUAUUCAGCGAAGUUUAGAGUUCACGGGACCUCAGUCUGAGGGGGCAGGGGCAGCUCAUACGACUGAGGAGGCUAUGGAUAUGUCUGUGGGGUAG
Messenger RNA from Dioscorea cayenensis subsp. rotundata (Guinea yam), 3084 nucleotides. RefSeq lists its product as uncharacterized. The record is from RefSeq and is a predicted model, not a curated record. The transcript has 4 exons. Lineage: Eukaryota; Viridiplantae; Streptophyta; Magnoliopsida; Dioscoreales; Dioscoreaceae. Gene Ontology annotation, molecular function: catalytic activity. The coding region runs from base 1 to 3084 and encodes 1027 amino acids.